Messenger RNA from Ilex paraguariensis (yerba mate), 841 nucleotides. Lineage: Eukaryota; Viridiplantae; Streptophyta; Magnoliopsida; Aquifoliales; Aquifoliaceae. The record is from the annotation of a GenBank genome assembly.
CCGUCCAAGAAAGCGCUCUCUCUCUCUCUCUCUCUCUCUCUCUCUAUGGCGAUGUCUGUUGCAGCCACAACAAUUCGCUCACUGAGGUCGGACAACACUACCUCCUUAUCAGCAUCUUCGUCUUCUUCCUCGAAGCUUUCGUACUUGUCCUCUCUGCAAUUUCCUCGACAGCUUGGCCGUAUUCCUAUUGGAAACAGAGGGUUCACCUCUCUUUCUCGGCCUCGAAUUCUUCCUCUGGUGGUUGAGGCAAAGAAGGAAACAUUUUCUUCCUUCGAUGAUUUGCUGGCAAAUUCUGACAAACCUGUACUGGUUGACUUUUAUGCAACUUGGUGUGGUCCUUGUCAAUUUAUGGUCCCUAUCCUCAAUGAAGUUGGUGCUAAGAUGAAAGAUAAGAUCCAGGUGGUGAAAAUUGACACCGAAAAGUACACAAGCAUUGCGGACAAGUACAAAAUAGAGGCAUUGCCAACUUUCAUCAUAUUUAAGGAUGGGAAACCCUCUGAUCGCUUUGAAGGAGCUUUGAAUGCAAACCAGCUUAUCCAACGCGUUGAGGCCUCACUAGAAGAUAAGCAGUAGUUUUCUGGUUAGACAGGGAAACUGAUAUUGUCAUGAAGUUUAACAGUUACAAUGGUGGAGUUCAUAGAAGAAAAUGAACAGCCUGAUUGCUCCCUAUUCUUUUGAACUAGUGUAGUGUGCCUUCGAAGUGUGAUUUACUUAUGUUGACUUUCUGAUGAAUUGCUGAUCAAGUGAAACAAAAUGCCCUUUAAAUUUGAGUUUUGUUAUCCUUUAAAUUUGAAUUUGUCAAUUAGAACCCUUUAUAUUAAAUCAAAAUUUUUUUAUUCAA